UUGUCGUCGGUUCUGAGCGUAUUCGCUAAAUUUCUCUCGCUGUGUUCAAGCGAGAGAAUUACGACUGUCGACUUAUGCGAGGAGCGUCGCUUUCGCGCAUUUCAAUUUACGUUGUCUUCAGAAGCUUCACCGCGAAAUGGACAACCGAUUUCGUUUUAGAGUAGCUUGGACAUUUGUGGCUUUAAUUUGUGUCACAACGUGGGUAUGCUUGACAGCAGUUUUGUACAUCUCGCAUGAAAAAUUUCGUUUACAAAAUUAUUAUUUCUACGAAAGAGAAUUUAGUAAAAAUGAGGCAGAUGUUGGAAUUAAAUAUCGCCACAUUCCGCCCAAAAAAGAAAACAUUUUGCCCAAGGACGAAGAUUUGUUUGAAUCUCGAAGUCUCUCUGGAUUUCCUAGUAUCAGUUAUUCAGAUUAUCCAGAUGACAUCAUAGCUCUUCAUGACGUAUUUAUUAGCGUUAAAACAAGUGAGAAAUUUCACUCCACGCGAUUGGAUCUUAUUCUUCGUACUUGGUGGAACACAGCAAAAGAACAAAUAUACAUAUUUACUGAUGUGGAUGACAAUCAACUGAAAAACAGAACAGACGGUCAUAUCAUCAAUACUAAAUGUAGGAGAACUCAUCACAGGCAAGAUCUCAGCUGUAAGAUAGGACAAGAAUACGAUGCAUUUAUUGAAAGCGGGAAAAAGUGGUGGUGCCAUUUUGACGACGACAAUUACGUCAACGUGGAUGCGCUGCUACGUUCCUUACGUAAUUACAACUGGAAAUCAGACGUUUACCUCGGAAAACCGAGUAUUAAUCACGUGGUAGAGGCAAUAUAUAAAGGGAAUAAAGUGCAUUUCUGGUUUGCAACUGGAGGAGCUGGAGUUUGUAUUUCAAGGAGUCUCGGGGAAAAGAUGAAUUCAUGGAGCAGGCACGGCAAAUUUCAAGCAACUUCCGAGCGUUUGAAGUUGCCAGACGAUUGCACACUCGGCUUCAUAAUAAACAAUCGUCUCGGGGUUGAACUAACAAAGGUUGAUGAAUUUCACUCUCAUCUGGAACAACUGUCACUAAUUCAGCAAGAUAAACUAUCUCAGCAGGUUUCCCUCAGCUAUUUCAUUGACGAGGAUAAAGGUUCAAAUGUUAUCGAGCUUGAUAAAAAGAUCUCCGCAUAUUCUAUAGAAGACGAUCCAACUCGUUUCUUGUCCCUACACUGCCUAAUAAAUCCUAAAGUUGAUUGGUGUUCAAAAAAGAAAGCAAUGCAACGAAACCAAGUCAACGUUUGAUGACGUUAUUUUCAACAAGCAUACUACAUAGUGGUUAUUAUUGAAUAUUUCUUUAGUUAGAGGUAUUCAUAUAAAUUUUCACUGGGAGGAUCGGGGUUUUGGAAAGUUUUGUUUGGCUGUAUAUUGGCAGUAUUUGUCUACUUUCAUAAAUUGAGAUUUCAAACUUGGUUAUCAUUCUAGCCAGUUAAAUGUGCAAUGAAUUUGCGUACAGUCCAUACUAUUUUACACCUUUACGCACUACACAUUUUUGCGUAUAAUUAUGUAAAACCAAUACGACAACCUAUCUAUUCUAUGCAAAUUUAAGCCAUAUAUCUUAUUGACUUGCAUGCCAAGAAAAACACAUGAAAGUCGGGAGGUAGCUUGGUUCUUUAGUUCGAUAUUGUCUUGUUAACACUGUGAUUUUGAUUUGUUUCAACUAAUAUUGAAUUUUAGUGAAACCAUACAAUACUUUUUGAUGUGUAUCGUUUUAAUUUCUGUUUUUAACACUUGCCAUUUUUUUUA
Molecule: messenger RNA, 1762 nt
Organism: Styela clava
Lineage: Eukaryota; Metazoa; Chordata; Ascidiacea; Stolidobranchia; Styelidae
Product: beta-1,3-N-acetylglucosaminyltransferase radical fringe-like
Cellular component (GO): membrane
Molecular function (GO): glycosyltransferase activity
Source: RefSeq, a predicted model, not a curated record